Panicum hallii is the source of this 3147-nucleotide messenger RNA. RefSeq lists its product as uncharacterized. Bases 1024 to 2838 code for a protein of 604 amino acids. The record is from RefSeq and is a predicted model, not a curated record. The transcript has 15 exons. NCBI's taxonomy places the organism in Eukaryota, Viridiplantae, Streptophyta, Magnoliopsida, Poales, Poaceae.
AGCUGCUGGAGCGAGUGCUCGAUCGGAGGCAAGCAAGGGAGAAUGCAUGAUUGAGCUUGGAUAAUGUUUGGUUCGUCCGAAAUCGUAGGGACGGAUCAGAAGCUCGAGAUCAUGCCACCAAGGCUCAUGGUUCCUACGUACUAGCCAUGUGUAUGACGUAGCCUUGUUGCUCGCCUGAGUCGACGUGGUCAAAGUGCCCCCCUCCGCUUCAGCUCGUAUCGAAAAGGAGGAGUCAUCAACAACCAUAUGUGAUCAUGCUACGACUACGGCAACUUCAAAACUUCCAUCCAUAUACACUGCCGGUAAGAACACUCAGGUACGUGCCAAGGUAACUCAAUGUUCACUGAUCCUCCACUCAUAUUUUUUUUCCGUAAGAACAUAGCUUGAUCUUCCAAGUUCAUGCUUCCCUUGUUUAUUCUCAUAUGCUCUAGUUUGGAUGUCUUUCAGCUAAUGCAUCCAUAUGCUUUUUAAAUUAAGCAUGGUGCUUAGAUUAAAAUAGCCUAAUUUAAUCAAUAAGACAUGGUGUUGAGUUGAUUAAUGAACUGCCAGAGUUAAUACUCCAUAGGCAUUGGAUGUAUUUCUUUUGCGGACUAACCCCUGCAGGGAAGAUUUCAAAUAGAUGGGUAAGUCCUCAAGCUAAAUUUGUACUGGAGAUAAACCAAGAUUCGUGACGCACUUCACAAAAAAAAAUUCCGCAACAUACAAAGAAGGCACAAAUCAUCUUUCAAGGAAUAGCUGUGGGGGACAUCUCUCAAGCUCUCCAAGUGCACACUCAUUCAAGAUCCUCCCCCAACAUGUUGCAUAACAUCGAACGGUCCAGCACACUACGGUCCAGCGCACUGAAGAAUAGGACAGAUAGGUUCCAGAGAGGGAUGGACGAACCUUUGGGUUGACCAAACCGCCUCUGACUGCGCUUGACUUCCUUUUCUUCCUCUUCAAUGAUGGGGCAAAAUUCAGAGAGGACUGGACCAAGGACUGAAGGAGCAACUUUCUCAUUUUUAUUGAACAGUGAUUGGAGGAAAGAUGGUGACUGCAGGAGAAAAAAGAAAGGAUGUUCCAGUUUGCGAAUAUGAAGCACAAAGAAAUGCAAAUGUCCUAGCCAAUAACAUGAAGCUCAAAGCUUUGCAGCUUCAAGAGCUUGGACAGGAAGUUUCCUCAUCACUUAUGACAGGAAAAAAGAGAAAGGUGGAAGCUGUGAGGCAUCAAGAAAAGAGGACGACAACUAAUGCUACAAUUCAGCACAACUUACGAACAAGCUCGAGAUUGAGUGCUGCACGGGCUAAUGUACAACCAGGGAAUGGGAGUGGUGCACCUAGUGCUCAUCUACAGGCAAGGAAUGGCCCAAGUGGUGAUCUACAGCCAGAGAAUGGGAGUAGUGGAGCAAGUGCUCAUCUACAGCCAAGGAAUGAAGAGUUAAGAGAACAAGAGAAGAAAAAAGUUAGAGGGCCAACUACAAAGGCUGACAUAUUUGCAAGACAAAAUAAACCAAAACUCAAACUAGAGAUAAAUGACUGUGGCCAGCCUUGUGGACCUUCAAGCACUGAAUUUGCUAACUUUAUUGGUGCACUUGUGAGAACAAAGGGCUUUCCGAUGGCACAUGAUGAUUGGAGGAAGGUUUGCCCACAAAAAAAAUAUAAGCUGUGGACAGAUGCUCAGCUCUAUUGGGAUAUAGACAAUGGGUCCUUCAACUGGUUUAUGAAAACAGCAGCUACAAAAUGGAGGGAGUUCAAAGCAGAGUUGAGGAAGGUCUUUCAUGAUGAUAUGGAAUACGAAGAACUGCUUGAAUUGCGAGACGAAAGAGUGCAUGAGGAGGAUUGGAAGUGGUUAAUUGAUCAUUGGAUGUCUCCAGAUGGAGCUGUUCGUUCAAUGAGAGGGAAAGCAAAUCGGUCAAAGAAGACUCAAAACCAUACAUCUGGAAGCAAGAGCCAUGCACGUGUUGGGUUUGAAAUGUGUGAAGAGUUAGGACGUCCAGCACGUAGAGAUGAAUUGUUUAUUAAAACACACACACAUAAAAAUGGAGUACCUCACAAGGGAGCCGAAACAACAAUUAAUGCACUGAAAGAUGCAGUCAGAGAUCAUCCUGAACUAGUAGAGAAGAGUAUAGGGGAAGGUGAUGCCUAUUUCCAUGUUUGUGGGCCAGAGAAGAAUGGAUAUGUUCGUGUUGUUGGCUUAGGACCAACACCUGCUGAAUUGGAGAUGCCUGGGGCCAAAAAAUGCACAUCAACCAGGCUUCAAAUGGAAAUCGAAGCUCGUCGACAAUCUGAUAAGAAAGUGGAAGCUUUAGAAAGCCGUUUGGACAAUAUGCAACAGCUGCUAGAAAAGUUACUUCAGCAGCAAAUAAAUCCUUCUAGCACUCCAAAUGGAUCAAACAGUUCCGCUCAUGUGAAUCGACCUACUAUUGGGGAACAACUAGAGAACCAUCAUGAUGAUAUGGGAUCACGUGCUGAGGAUGAAAUAGAUAACAUGCACUUGAGUGAUGAUGAAAACUUGCUCAUGACUAGGCACUCUGUUUUUUUUCCAGAGGAACCACAUCAUGAAGAGGGUGGAAGAGAUGUGAUCCUGUAUAAUGUUGUGAGGCCCUAUAAUCUCCCUGUGGCUAAGGGAACUAUGCAAACAACAAACUCAUCAUCUAUAGUGGGGGGCACUCCUCUUGGCGUUCAAUACUGUGAGGUAGUUGUCAAUCAUGUUUUCAUGAGAGAAGCUAUACUACCUCGCCCUUAUGGAGCCUUAAAGUCUGUUGGAGAUGCUCGUGGGAGAUCCAUUGCUUGGCCACAUGACAGAAUCAAGGAGGACAUGAAGUCUUCAAAGCUGUCAAAAGGUCCAGGUCCUGGUACUUAAGUACUAAUUGCCCAUGCAAUCACAGGUGAACAGGCAACUAGCUGGUGGAGUACGUAGUAAUCUUUUGGCAGUAAGGCAUGUUACAAGCUUUGGAGUGACCUUUUGUGCAACAAGAAUAUAUUUUGUGUGAUUGUGUGGUUAGAUUUUUUUUUUAUUAGAGAGAAGCUUGUAUAUUCUCUCCCAGUGGGUCAUAUGCAUAUGGCACCAUAUAAUAGGCUGGAACUUAUGACCUAACAGUUUGAUAUUGGACAUGUAUUUUGGUACUGUAUUUGACAUCUAUCUAUGCUGAUGCCACCUGGUGGAUCCUGA